Siniperca chuatsi (mandarin fish) is the source of this 3225-nucleotide messenger RNA. RefSeq names its product interleukin-6 receptor subunit alpha-like. Gene Ontology annotation, cellular component: membrane; external side of plasma membrane. Gene Ontology annotation, biological process: cytokine-mediated signaling pathway. Gene Ontology annotation, molecular function: protein binding; cytokine receptor activity. The transcript is spliced from 13 exons. The coding region runs from base 204 to 2123 and encodes 639 amino acids. Lineage: Eukaryota; Metazoa; Chordata; Actinopteri; Centrarchiformes; Sinipercidae. The record is from RefSeq and is a predicted model, not a curated record.
GGAUUUCACAAUAACGGGUCUUACGGACAGCAGACUGCAGCAACCAGAGGAAGCCGAUAACUCUGCUUUACCAGUCCUGUCUGCAGUGGAGGACUAUUUGUGCGUGUGAAAAGUUUGAUGGGAGUCACAACAAUCGACAACCGAUGCUAUUUGCGUCCAAGUGAUGGUGUGAGGACUCGGUAAAGGGAGGUUCAUGCGCAAAAAUGCGGAUUGUUCUCCCUUUGCUGUGUGUUCUGUGCGCCAUACCGGUCCAGAGCAUUUUCGACGGAACCUGCCUCAGAAAAGACCCUCCCCCUGGUGUGCUGGUUUUAUCCCAAGGCAGUAAGUUGGUUAUGACCUGCAGCGGUCAUGUGAAGGUGGACGGAGUUAAGGUCAGCAUGGCCAGAAACAGCUCAAACACCAACAGAAGAGGGAGUUCUUCAGAUGCAAACCCAACCACUGUAAACAUUAUAAGCAACAGUGGAGUUUCCAUGAAAAGCGACAAACAUACUAUGAAAGGAGAGAGAAACCACUCUAACCCUACUGAGGCAGGAGAAACCAGAAGCCGCCAACAUAUAGAUACAGGAUACACAGCUUCUCCCACCACUCACAUGGUCCAGCCAACCAGUUUGAGCAGACUGCGAAAGCGUGAAUCCAACCGAGAGGCUGAAGAGAUGGAUGGCGAGGGCGAUUAUGAGGAGGAGGAGGAGGAGGGGGAGGAAGGGAGCAGAGUAACAAGGGGCAUAAAAUCGAGGCCUCAGUGGAAGCGGAACGGGAGGAGAGUGGGAAAAGGAGACAGGGGAGGAAUCACAUUUGAGAGGAGAGGGGCUACACUGUGUCUGUCCUCAGUAAGACUGGCAGACUCUGGCAAGUACACGUGCUAUUACAGAGGCAGAGAGAGGUUCUCCUUAAAAGUAACUGUCGCAGAUCUUCCAGAGAUUCCCAGCCUGUCUUGCCACAAAAAGUCACCCAGCAGUAAGAUUCGCUGCGAGUGGGUACCUCAGAAGCCCGUCACUGUACGGCCUAACUGUUACCUCUUUUUCAGUAAAAGCCCGACAGAGGCAUUCCUGCGUUUGCAGUGCUCAUACUCAUCUCGGGUCUCUCGCUGUUGGUGCGCUCUGGACCACCAUGAGGAUGAGCAGAGAACCGUUCACAUGGCCUACCUGUGUGUUACAAGCAUCGCAGGCAAUGCCACCAGCAACCUGCUGCAAUUCACGCCUAUGAACAUUUUAAAGCCCGAUCCUCCAUCACAUGUGUCAGUCCGACAGGAGGACGGAUGGGAGAUGAAAAUGACGGUCACCUGGAGUUUUCCGACCUCAUGGAAGUCUCAUGACUACUAUUAUGACCUAAUGUAUGAGGUCAAAUACAAACCUCUCAUGUCCUCAAUUGAUCAUGAACAGAUAAAGAAGGCUGGACGCCAGCGCUCCUACACCAUCACUGAUGCAAUGCCUGGUGUUGAGUACCUGAUACAGCUCAGAACUAAAGAUGACUACGAUGGUUGGUGGAGUGAUUGGAGUACACCUGUCUAUGCCAGCAGUUGGACAGCUCCAACGUCAGUCAUGCCGUGGAAUGGUGAUCUCGAUACCAUAACGUUUCCAGUAGACAUAACCACGGAAGGCUCUGGUACAGGUGAUUACGAGUCUGAUGCAGUUCCUACGAUAGAGGAUAGAGGAGUGAAGGUGUCACAUCUCGUCCUGUGGAUCUCUGGGUUAUUUGCUUUCUUGUUAGUAAUUUUGGCCACCUUCAUAUUCAGACACAAGGACAGAUUUAUGUCUAAACUCCAGAGUAUGAGUUUCGUCACCCAGUGUGGUGACUCACUGCAGCCUCCGCCCUCUGCUCCAACAGCCUCAGAAGGGCAGGCACUGGUGACCUUUGGCCCUCCGCAUUACAAAGAACUCCCACCGAGCGAAGUGGAAAAAGGUGAAGAAGAAAAUGAAGACGAACAGCAGAUCAAGACGAGAGUCGACAACGAGAAGUAUUUGAGGUCGCAUCCAGAAGUAGAAGUAUUGAUAGGCGAAUUUCUAAGAGAUGUGCUUAUUAAAAGGCCUGCUGAAAUCCGUGAGUUUGCUGCAGAUCACUUCACCAACCCAAACCUACAUGUGGUUAUUAGCUCCAAAAUGGAAGGAAACAGUGACCUGGAGUGAAACACACCCAACAGUCAUGGUGCUUCUCCUUUGCAUUUUUCUCUAUGUAGAGCAACACAUGUAUGGACUCUAUUUUAGUAACAACAAAGACUCUGAUACGUUUGUGUCUGUCCACAAAUUGUUCAGUUGAUAGCGUUAUUGUCAGAUUGCUAUCAUCCAUAUGCAGGAAACCAGCUAAUAAGGAAGAUGGCAACAGCUGUUCCUAAUGAGUGUGAUUAAAGGUUAAUGAGAAGAGGAUGUCUUACGCAUACAAUACGCCGUGCUGUUCGUCACAUCACCAACAUGACUGUGAAAGGGAUAUACUGAAGGCUGGAGUUUGUGUUUACUGCUACCCUUUCACCAGAAAGAGUCUUUGAGGUCUGCAUUGUGGGCCCAGUUGUUGAGUGGACAUACUGUACUCUGCAUUGGCCUGGAUAUGGAUUCAACUCUACGGACCAGUCAAGAUAUAAUAUUUACUUCACUCACUUAUGAUGAAGCUGCAAACAGUUUUUCUCUUUAAAAAAUGAUUCAUCAUCUCCUCUCAAAUUCUUUCUUUGGUGAUAUUUUAUCUUUUCACUUUUUUAUGUACAUAUUCAUUUUUGUGCCAUUUUAGUGGAAAAUUGGAUUCACAUUUAUGUGUAAAAUAAAAAUUAUAGAUUGAUUGGAAAAAUUAGACUUAAUAAUGAAACUGAAGUUUUCAGACUCAAGUGAAAUUUUCCUGAAAGAACCUUACAUCUUGUGGAGAGAGUUUACUGACUUUAAAUGUGGGGUUUUACCAUUAAACUCCUUAAUGUAUUUGUAGGAUUUAGCACGUAGCACCAUUACAUGAACUACACCUUAACCUUCUAUAAUGGCCUUAACAUUCAAAUAUUAAGGCCAUUGUCGCUGUUGCUGUUAUUCAAAAGCUGCUGCUUUUUCCAUGAAGAGUGUGAAUAGCAUUUUUACUGUGUGGUUAACUUCCUAUGUUUGUUUUGGCUACGUAUUUCUGUUUAGACACUGCAGCUCUGUAUUGGGUUGUGGUGUGUGGAUUUUUCCAGCUGUCAUUUGAAAUGUAUGAUCUGAGGAAUAACCAUGACAUCCUUUUAUAGAACCUCAAAAAAUAAAUGAACAACUGCUCAUCCAA